AUGUUCAUGUAUGUCAAUUCCAUCGAUAAAUCAAUGAAUAUAUAUUAUAUAUAUUGCAUAUACAAUUAUCACAAUCAUUAUAUACAUACUCAAGCACAUAACGCUCUGCCUAUCCAGCACACUGUACUAAGCUGGGAGUACUAUAUUGGACCAAGGAUGGAUAGUGAAUUGUCUUCAGUUGAAUUAGACGAAGAGGUUUAUGAAAAUUCUCCGGAUGUUCUCGACGAUGAAGUUGCCGGAUCAGAACCAGAAGAGGACGAUGAUUACCAAUAUACGCCAGAAUUCGAGGAAGACGAAGAAUCGGCACAGGUAAACGCAACCGGAAGACCCAAGAAAGGACGUUCGAAGCUAGAGGAAGAGGAUGAGGACGUGGAGAACACAGUAAGAGGCUCGGGCCGUAAGAGGGCAACCACUGACGAACUAGACGAGCCAGAUUCAAGCCCCGCGAAAAGAGCACGUCGAAACGGGGCUAUCGAUCUGCGUACCCUGGGAGAGGCCGACGAUGAAGACGAUGAAGACGACGCUGUGGGUGGCAUAGGUGAGGGCAGCGCUAGCAGUAGCGCCACGGAAAAGGCUCGAGAGAUGAAGACGAACAACCGCAACAAAAUGAUGAUGGAGCUGUUGGAUCACUCAUCGCGCAGAAAUUCAAAGCUAUCGGAAAAAGAGCUGCAAUUGCGGCGUGCGGAAAACGCACGGAAGCGUAAAAACCUCAGCGAGAAGCGUCUCGAGGAGGAAAAACAGGACACCAUCAACAAGCUACUGCGAAGACGUGCAGGCAGAACGCGAGGUCCUUCUUCUUCUGCAGACGGGGAGGGGGUGGAUGGUGACGAAGACACAGCGCUCCUGAAGCCCCGAAGAUCCUACAAUUCAAAUGGCAUGACGAGACUCAUCACCAACAAAGAUGGGACUGUUUACGCCACAUAUUGA
Lachancea dasiensis is the source of this 927-nucleotide messenger RNA. The record is from the annotation of a GenBank genome assembly. NCBI's taxonomy places the organism in Eukaryota, Fungi, Ascomycota, Saccharomycetes, Saccharomycetales, Saccharomycetaceae.